AUGGCCGACCCGAGCACUUGUCCGCCACUCGUACCCUCGUCCAUUGUGGCGGCCCACGCCAAAAUCAAGUCUUACAUCCACCACACGCCCGUCCUGACGUCGAGGUCGUUGGACGCCAUCGCGAGCGCGCCGGACCCGCGAGCGUUUCUGACCGACAGCCCGCCUACGUUCGAGGAUGCCGAAGCUUCACGGUCCGCGGGCGGCAACGCCGAAACGACGCCGCGGUUCCGCUUGUGGUUCAAGUGCGAAAAUCUGCAAAAGAUAGGAGCCUUCAAGGCCCGAGGCGCGUUCCACGCCGUGACCCGGCUCGUGGAGGAGAUGGGGAUAGAGGAAGUCAGGAAACGUGGAGUGGUGACGCAUAGUAGUGGUAACCACGCUCAAGCUCUGGCUCUUGCGGCCUACACGUUCAAGAUCCCAAGUUACAUCGUGAUGCCGAGCAUCAGCACGCCUUCCAAAAUCGCUGGUACGAGACUGUACACGCCCAACGUCAUCUUUUCGGGAUCGACGAGUCAAGAGCGCGAAGCCGUCGUGGAAAACGUCGUCGCUGACAAAGGGGCCAUCCUUGUCCCGCCGUAUGAUCACCCGGACAUCAUUCUCGGGCAGGGAACUGUGGGGCUGGAACUCGAGAAGCAAGUGGAUGAAUUGCAACAACGCGCCACGGUGGUGUCGUCGUCAACUUCCAACAAGGCUGCCGGGCUAGACGCUGUCAUAACACCCCUUGGAGGCGGAGGACUCUUGUCGGGUGUCGCGACGUACUUCUCUGAUAAGCCGGGCACGUUGGUGUUUGGGGCCGAGCCGAGUUUCCAGGGCGGCGACGACGGACGGCGCGGACUCGAGCAAGGGAAGAGGAUUGAACAUGUCAAAACGCUCACGAUCGCAGAUGGUCUGCGGACGCCCGUGGGCGUGACAAACUGGGGUGUUCUCAGUGAUCGUAGGAAGCUGGAGGGCGUCUAUGCCGUGACGGAAGACGAGAUCAAGAUGGCCAUGAGACUUGUGUUUGAACGGUUGAAGGUCGUAGUUGAGCCGAGCGGCUGUGUCGGAUUGGCCGUGGUGCUCUUCAAUAAAGACUUCAGGGCCAUGUGUGCGCAGAGACAAAUGGGGCUGGAGAAGGAUGGGUGGGAUGUGGGCGUUGUGUUUUCGGGCGGGAAUACGACGAUGAAGGCUAUUGCCAAGUUGUUUGGAGAGGACGGUGGUGGUAAUGUUGAGGAGAAGCAAGCAGAGGAGGGAGAGAGGCAUGCUGGGAAAGUUGGGAGGGAUGGAGAGAGCAAGGUUGAAGAUGUCGCUGGGUGA
Messenger RNA from Exophiala spinifera, 1290 nucleotides. RefSeq lists its product as uncharacterized. The record is from RefSeq and is a predicted model, not a curated record. Bases 1 to 1290 code for a protein of 429 amino acids. NCBI's taxonomy places the organism in Eukaryota, Fungi, Ascomycota, Eurotiomycetes, Chaetothyriales, Herpotrichiellaceae. Gene Ontology annotation, molecular function: ATP binding; serine racemase activity; threonine racemase activity. The transcript has 2 exons. Gene Ontology annotation, biological process: pyruvate biosynthetic process; L-serine metabolic process; D-serine biosynthetic process.